GCUUCUUCAGCAACAAGUGCCUGGAAGGGUCCGCACAGAGCAGUGCGUUCAAGCCACCCGGCCUUACUGUCUUGUCAUUUCAAGAACAUUAAGAAAUAUUAGGUUAAACGCUUCCGGACGCUCUAGAGGCACGCUAAAGUCUGGGCUAAAUAUUUUUUACGCACAAAGUUGCAUCCAACUUUUUUUUUUUACUGAGAAGAUGGAGCUGUCGGAUAUUCCGUUCCCCAUCCCCUCGGCCGAUGAUUUCUAUGAUGACCCCUGCUUCAACACCAGCGACAUGCACUUCUUCGAAGACCUGGACCCCAGGCUAGUGCACGUGAGCUUGCUCAAGUCGGACGAGCACAACCACAUGGAGGACGAACACAUCCGGGCUCCGAGCGGACACCACCAAGCGGGCAGGUGUCUCCUGUGGGCGUGUAAAGCAUGCAAGAGGAAAACCACCAACGCAGACCGGCGCAAAGCCGCAACCAUGAGAGAAAGGAGACGUCUGAGCAAGGUCAACGAUGCUUUCGAAACCCUGAAGAGGUGCACGUCUACUAACCCUAACCAGAGGCUGCCCAAGGUGGAGAUCCUGAGAAACGCCAUCAGCUACAUCGAGUCUCUCCAAGCUUUACUCAGAAGUCAAGAGGAGAACUACUACCCGGUCCUGGAGCAAUACAGCGGCGAUUCAGACGCCUCCAGUCCCAGGUCCAACUGCUCCGAUGGCAUGAUGGAUUUUAAUGGCCCUGCUCGCCCUUCCGGAAGAAGGAACAGCUAUGACAACUCGUACUUCAGCGAAACUCCAAACGGAGAUGUGAGGAGUAAUAAGAACCCGGUGGUGUCGAGUUUGGACUGUUUGUCCAGUAUUGUGGAGCGGAUCUCCACCGAGUCUCCCGCCUCCUCGUCGCUUCCUGCGGCUGAGCUGUGUGAGGGGGUCACCGGCUCUCCAGCCGACACCAGCGCGCCUUCCCCAAACACCUGCAGCCCGUCCGGCCCGAGCCACGACCCCAUCUAUCAAGUGCUCUGAACUGCGAGAGGAAACACAUCCAUACACACAUCCACAACAUUUCAGAGAAGGCGAGGGACGAUGUAAACCAGCCAGCAUUAAUGAGGACUACUACUCCUGCCAUGAACUGCAAAACAAAACAAAACAAAACAAAACAAACUAUCACCAAACUGUUCAAGACGAUGGAGAACAGAAGAAAAAUCCUUUAGAUUUCUUUCUUUCUUUCUUUCUUUCUUUCUAGAAAAUGUCAAAUUCCAUUAUGAUCGUGGCUCUACAGAAGUCAGUUUCUUAACUCAGCUUAUUUAUAUAAUAAUGUCAGUGUUGCCAUAUGUGACCAUAUUUUUCCCUUUCUUUCUUUUUCUUUUUCUUUCUUUCUUUUUUUUUUGAGAGACUACUUUCUGUCACUUUCACGUUCUUUGAUUAUUUCCUAAUUAUUUACGGAGAAUAACCACUGCAGAUAUGAAAAUUAGAGGACCAUUUUUGUACAUGUGUAUAUAAGAGCUGUUUUGUUAAAAACACGGAGAAAAGAACAAACAGAAUUGUGUAUUUAAUAUUGCCUGUUUGAGACGUUUGUUGUGUCCUGCGUUUAAACUUUAUAUUUAUACAUCUUCAACGAGUGAAUGUCGAAUAAAUAAAGAUAUGAAUUAUUUAUACACAGAAAUUUGCUUGCGUAAUUGUU
Messenger RNA from Pangasianodon hypophthalmus (striped catfish), 1664 nucleotides. It is a transcript of the gene myod1, whose product is annotated as myogenic differentiation 1. Bases 200 to 1006 code for a protein of 268 amino acids. Gene Ontology annotation, biological process: muscle organ development; regulation of transcription by RNA polymerase II; positive regulation of myoblast differentiation. The transcript is spliced from 3 exons. Gene Ontology annotation, molecular function: DNA-binding transcription factor activity, RNA polymerase II-specific; RNA polymerase II cis-regulatory region sequence-specific DNA binding; protein dimerization activity. NCBI's taxonomy places the organism in Eukaryota, Metazoa, Chordata, Actinopteri, Siluriformes, Pangasiidae. The record is from RefSeq and is a predicted model, not a curated record.